CCCCACAUUCAGUUAAUUCUUACAUUGCAUAUUUGUGUUGAUUUUAGAAUGCAGACUGCAAGUUCCGCUAUUGUUGUUUCAGCAAUUUACUUUUGGAACAAGAUCUACAAAUAGUAGUGAGAUGGGAAGCAGCCAGCCUCAGUGGAAUGGGGGUGAGCCUCUGCUCUGGGAAAAGGUCAGGAGGGAACCUCCCUUCCUGCAUUCCAAUGAGAGUGAGAAUUUGGGGGUCAUUUGUUCUGGAGGGGGCAAGAAAGAAGAGAGCAUCCUUGCUGUGGAUUUGCUCUUCACUGGACAUAGUGGCCUUGAACCUGCUCCACCAAGUCCCAGGACACAGAAGCCUACGGUGGGGCCAAUUUGGACCAAGUUACAAGCAUUUUUUUUCCUGAGCCCUUCACAGACCCAGGCUCAGAAGCACUCUUCCCAAAGAGUCAAGUCACCUCUGUCUAAGCAAUGUUGGGGAGCCUUCCCAGGUGUUUGGCACCAUGAUAGGCCCUUUGACACCUCCAUUGCACAGAAUCUCUCUGGGUAUCUUCGAGGUAAGAAUGCUCUGAGUCAACUGUCACACCCAAGAAACCCUAGAGAAGUUCAAAAAGGAAAGAGACGAUAUUUAUGUGAGGAGUGUGGGAUGCUCUUUACUUAUUCUUCAGACCUUAAUAGGCACAAGGCAAUUCAUACUGGAGAAAAGCCUUAUACAUGUCAGGAGUGUGGCAAAGCCUUUGCUCAGUCCUCAAACUUAUCCGAACACAGGAAAAGUCAUACCGGAGACAAGCCUUUUACAUGUCUGCAGUGUGGGAAGGCCUUCACUCGGUAUUCAAGCCUUUCUGAUCACAGGAAAUGUCAUACAGGAGAGAAGCCCUAUAAAUGUCAGGAGUGUGGAAAGGCCUUCACUCAGUCAUCAAUCCUUUAUUCUCACAAGAAAAUUCAUACAGGAGAGAAGGCUUAUAUAUGCCAGGAGUGUGGGAAGUCCUUCGCUCAAUCCUCAGGUCUUUAUCUUCACAAGAGAGUUCAUACUGGAGAGAAGCCUUAUAAAUGUCAGUGUGGCAAAGCCUUCUCUCAGUCCUCACACCUCUCUAAGCACAAAAGAAUUCAUACCAGAGAGAAACCUUAUACACGUCAGGAAUGUGGGGCGGCUUUUUCUCGGUCCUCAAUCCUUUCUUCUCACAUGAAAAUUCAUACUGGAGAGAAGCCUUGAGCAUGUCAGUGUGGGGAGGCCUUCUGUUCAUUCUCAGAUUUCUCUAAGCACAAAAGAAUUUAU
Molecule: messenger RNA, 1255 nt
Organism: Suncus etruscus (white-toothed pygmy shrew)
Lineage: Eukaryota; Metazoa; Chordata; Mammalia; Eulipotyphla; Soricidae
Product: zinc finger protein 723-like
Exons: 2
Coding region: 122-1192 (356 amino acids)
Biological process (GO): regulation of transcription by RNA polymerase II
Cellular component (GO): nucleus
Molecular function (GO): DNA-binding transcription factor activity, RNA polymerase II-specific; RNA polymerase II cis-regulatory region sequence-specific DNA binding
Source: RefSeq, a predicted model, not a curated record